Messenger RNA from Penicillium arizonense, 786 nucleotides. RefSeq lists its product as uncharacterized. The transcript is spliced from 3 exons. Lineage: Eukaryota; Fungi; Ascomycota; Eurotiomycetes; Eurotiales; Aspergillaceae. The record is from RefSeq and is a predicted model, not a curated record. Bases 1 to 786 code for a protein of 261 amino acids.
AUGUUUGACUGGGAAAACGACGUCUUCUUAUCAACCUGGGAUAAAAAGUAUGUGACGACAAAUUUACGACCGGGAAGCAAAGAUUUUGAUGCAGAAGGCUUUAAAGAGCUCCAAAAAGAGAUUGAUGACAGUGGUAAUGCUGUCGUGUUCUGUGCUUUGAACCGUGCAGAUGUAGUUGGCCGAAUCUUUGAUCAGAUCACUGCAGAUAUGUCGCCUGAAGACAGCAUGGAGACCUUUAAGCGCCUGAGAGAAGCCAUAACGAUCGUUUAUCCUUUCUUGGGAAUGCCAUCCUGUAUUCCAGCCUGUUAUGGAAUCAUCGGAGUGAUUCAGAAAAGGGGAUCCCAAUACGCCUCGGACGACAGGCUUCGAUCCAGCAUCAUUACGCAGGAAGAUUUGGACAAGGGAAAAGAGCUUCGACAACGCGUUUACCACGGCGUUGGUAACUCGGAAAUCUUCCAGUUAAUGGACAAGUAUUUCGGUGAUCUUUUUGCCUGCUCUACGGCCAUAACAUGGGGCUACUUGAUCUCGAAGGCGAAUGAACAUGUAUUCACCGAACAAGAAUCACAUCUUAUCGUUGCUUCUGCCAUUAUAGCACUUGGCGCAGCGCGGCAAGCGAGGAGCCAUAUCAAAGCGACCAUUGGACUUGGCAACGAUGCACUAGUUGUUAAGUCCGUGGUCAAUGUCGUGAGAAAACUUGCCAAGUGGGCUGACAUCUCGAUCGACCUGCCCAAUGUCGAUGAAUGUGCGGAGGAAUUGUAUGUGAAUAUGAGGCAGCAACUGAAGUAG